UUUGACGUUUAUUAGAAAUGUUUUGAAUUUGUCGUGGUUGUGCUAAUGUGACCAGCGAAAAUUUUAAUAUAUCGGCUGAUUUGUGUCACCUUAGGUGGUUUUGCUACUGAAUCUUCAUUAGCCUGUAUUUGCGUAGGCUACCAGUGUGAAAAAACAAGCAGUAGUAACAAUACAUUGCUACUAAUAAAUGGCAUCUUUCACCGAAUCUGGGUUAGUGAAGAAACUGCUGGAAUUAAAUCCUAGCCAGCAGAGUAUUCAGACUCUUUCUCUAUGGCUUAUUCACCAUCGAAAACAUCACUCAAUAAUUGUGAAGACAUGGCUGAAAGAGCUGCAAAAAGCCGCAACAACCAAGAAGCUCACCUUUAUGUAUCUGGCCAAUGAUGUUAUUCAAAACAGCAAAAAGAAAGGUCCUGAAUUUGGCAAAGAGUUCGAGAGUGCCUUAGUAAAGGCAUUCAAAUAUAUCGCACAAUCCGGGCCGGAAGAGAAGACCAUUCACAGUCUCAAUCGUAUUUUGACUAUUUGGGCAGAACGGGGAGUGUAUGAGGAGUCUAGGAUUAAGGAAUAUGCAGGAUUGUUAAACCAACGAGAAAAAAGUCCUGCUGCGACUAAUAUAAAAUCUACCGAAGAUAAGAAACGGAAAGCCGAAUCUACAGAUGAUGCUAGUCGCAAUCUCAAGAAAUCCAAAGCUAGUUCAGGGAAUACGGAGAAGAAGGCCAAAAGUGAAACUAUUGAGGUGAAUGGAAAGGUUGAAACCCAUGUAACGCUAAGUCCACAUCUACCGGAAGGAGAUCCUCCUGAACCGGAAGAACUAAUUAAGGUAAUCCAAGAGUUGGAGAAUUCCGCUUCGAGCGAUGCCGUUGUUCGAGAGCGUAUCGCAAAUUUACCUCCAGAGGUAUCGGAGCUCUCGGCACUUGCCAAGUUAGAAGAUAAAGAAGCUGCCAUGCGUUUGGCAAUGAAGGUCAACGACGCAAUUAAAAUAUUGAAUGAUUAUAAUGCCCGUUUGGCAUCGGAAAUGGAUGAUAGGAAAAAGCUAACGACGAUGUUGAAAGAUUUUCAACGAGAACAGCAGGAGUUGCUGACUCAAGCUGAGCAUCGUCUAAAGGAGUAUCAAAUUAAACUGACCAAAAUUAAAGAAGUCCAGCGAGAGGUGCGUAGCCAUAUGUACAAUCUACCUGAUCUCACAAGUCUCCCGGAUGUGACUGGAGGACUAGCACCGUUGCCUUCUGCAGGAGAUCUUUUCAACAUUCACCAUCACCAUCAUCAUCGUUAAGUCUACUGUAUUAAAGAUCGAAAGAAAUGUCAUUGCUCCAAGCCAAUGUGCUGCCACUACUGGGAAUAUUGAAAUGGCACUUUUUCUAUCAUGUUCAUUCGUAAUCUGGAAAACGCUAUUGUGCAUUAAUGAUUCAUGUUGUACGUUUUGAAUGAAAUCUGUUAGCUGCUCCUGGACAACUAUGCAGAGGCAUUAUUGAAGUUAUUCAUGAAAAGUUCUGCCUGACGGCGUUAGUUGCUAGAUUGACUAGAAUGUAAUUAUAAAAACAAUAUGUAAAAAAUAUAGCUUUUCAUUCUACAUUUGCAUCCGAAGGGAUGUUUUUAUCUACAUUUUAUUUUAAACAUCGUUUCUUAUCGAAGUUGUUUAUUAAACAAUUUUCUGUCAAUCUUUUACAUUUUUUAUAGAAUUACCGACCUCCGCUAAAAUCAAAUCGAACAAAUCCAAAUAAAUGGAUAUCAACUCCGGCGAAAGACAUAAAACAAGUUAAAAUUGAGCUAAAUAAAAUUUAUAAUAUAAGUAGUCCAAUAUCAAAUAUAUUAAAUGAAAUAAUAGAAAUACAUUUUCUCAAUAACGCGUUCGAUAUCCGACAUAAUAAACAUAUAAACUAGAGUUGAAGUUGAAUGUUCAUUGAUUUAGAGCAGAGUGU
Malaya genurostris is the source of this 1916-nucleotide messenger RNA. RefSeq names its product regulation of nuclear pre-mRNA domain-containing protein 1B. Gene Ontology annotation, molecular function: RNA polymerase II complex binding. Gene Ontology annotation, cellular component: RNA polymerase II, holoenzyme. Lineage: Eukaryota; Metazoa; Arthropoda; Insecta; Diptera; Culicidae. Gene Ontology annotation, biological process: mRNA 3'-end processing. Bases 188 to 1270 code for a protein of 360 amino acids. The transcript is spliced from 4 exons. The record is from RefSeq and is a predicted model, not a curated record.